Cynoglossus semilaevis (tongue sole) is the source of this 3487-nucleotide messenger RNA. RefSeq names its product RELT like 1 (gene rell1). The record is from RefSeq and is a predicted model, not a curated record. Gene Ontology annotation, cellular component: plasma membrane. The coding region runs from base 284 to 1078 and encodes 264 amino acids. Gene Ontology annotation, biological process: positive regulation of p38MAPK cascade. NCBI's taxonomy places the organism in Eukaryota, Metazoa, Chordata, Actinopteri, Pleuronectiformes, Cynoglossidae. The transcript is spliced from 8 exons.
AAUCCCAAGCAGGAAGUUGUUAGAAGUGACUCCUCCUUGCAUUCACUCUCGGACGUAGGCGAUUCCGCUUUAAGAACAGGGCGUAUCCGCUCUUGAGGAAUCAGGAAAUACGUUCGUGUUAAGAAAAAACCCCACCAUGGUUGACUUUACGUUCCGUGAGUUAACUUGACUUUUCCUCAGUUGCUCAGGCUGCUGCUUCUGCUGUUGAGUGUCUCGUCCAAAAACCGCCCGUAAGACUCCUGACGGGCAGCCCAGAGAGCUGCUGCUGCGGUCCUUUCCCUCAAUGGCUGAUCACAAUACGGGACUACAGGACAAAACUACAGUUAGUGGUGGAGUUGAAAACAAAGUAAACCCAGAGUACACUGCCUUCAUCCUGGUGCCUGUCUUCUUCCUGUUGGGCCUGUUGGGGGUCGUGAUUUGCCACGUACUGAAGAGGAAAGGCUACCGGUGCACGACUGAAGCCCAGGGUGACGAUGAGGUCUUUGAAGAAGAAGAAGUGGAUCCUGAAAUGGGGGGAGACUUUAACGACACCUUCAGUGACAACAACGACACAGUGGGACAAAUUGUUCACUACAUCAUGAAAAAUGAAGCGAACUCAGACGCCCUGAAAGCCAUGGUUCAUGACAACAGCACUGACUCUGAUGGGUUCUUUUUUUCCUCUAGUCCUCCGUACACACCCACGACGCCCAACACCCCGACCACUCCGAUGACUCCCAUCUCGCCCGGAGCGUCCCCCGGAGCUGCCAAACACACCUGCAACCACCUGCAUACCAUUGGAGGACUCGGUGGCCACAAGAACAUCUGCACCCGCUGCAGCCAGAAGAAAUGGCCGCUGAUGCGGAAGCUGUCAACGCGCAAGCCUGAGCAGCGCCGCAGCCACCACGGAGAGGUGACAGUCUUGGCCGUGGGCAGGUUCCGAGUGACAAAGUGUGAAAAGCCGUCCAGAGAGAGGCGGACUCUCUUAAUAACUGACUCCAACGGGAGUGUUCCAACAUCACCCACAGAGGUGGAACCAAGGAGCCGGAACAUAUCCGAAUCCCAGCAGGUGCAAUCAGAAAAUAUGGACAGCAAGAAAUGAUAAAAAAAACCUCCAGCUUCCUAAACAGACAAGAGAACGAACACCUGGACUGUGUUUUUAGAAACCAAACACGUUGAGAUUGAAGUUUCGAGAGGACGACGAGAUUGAAUGUCAGCAAAGGUGAAAGAAGAUGGAGAGGGUGAAUUUCUCUGAGAAUCGUCUUUGUUAGAGCGACGGAAGCUGCUGACGACCAAGGCAAAGGUGGUAUUUACACUUGGUGGUUGUUGGUGACACACUUCAGUUCCUCCUGUGAUAAUUUCACAGCACUGCCUUGCUCAAUGGCUUCAAGUGUCAUUACUCUUGUUACACCAACAUUUCGAUGUAGUUUUGUUUCUGGUGCAGGCCCUCAGGAGGAACAGGUGCUGUCAGUUAGAAUAGACAUUCUCAAACUGGAAAACUGGGACCACUUCUUUGGAACGGUGUUCCUUGUCAUUCUCAAUCUUUUUUUUAAUUUAUUUUGUUUUCUGUGUCUGCCUUGAUCAGUGCUUUUCUCAGUACAUUCAAAUACUGAGAACACAGUAUUUUAGUAUUCAAAGAUGAACAGUACAUAAGUGACAGUGUUAUCUUGGCAAAAAGCUGAAACUCUUGGAAAAUGUAUUGUCAGUCACAGUUUGGUUGUAUUUAAGCUUGGGAUGUUUGUUUCCAGCUCCAUAUAUUCAUCCAUUCCACACUCCUGAAGGAGUAACAUUUGAAGGAACAUCUAGUCUGUGUUUACAUCCCAAAUCUUCCAAGUGUAAAUGUCCAAUCAAACCUUUGAGGUGAUAGGCUCAAAUAUUAGUGAUAAAGCCCUAUUUGUGUUCUCCUCGGUCUCUAGAGUAUGAUUUCAGUUGUCUUGCUGUUAGCAAGCAAGCUUCACAAAAGUUCAGGUUCAGUAGUUGUCUAAACCUGCAGCAUUCUUUCAAAAGUCAAACUGGAACUGAAAAACAUCAUGUUGUCCGUGUGCUGUAGCUGCGAUGGCUACUGAUGCCUCUCUGCCUGCGCUAAUGAAACAUGUUCCUCACAUACAGAUAUAGACGACAAUUCCUCUUUAAGGACCAGACUGAUACCAAAGUGUCUAAAUAUUCUCUCUUUAUAUCAACUUUAUUCUCAAGGUCAGGUUUGAAGUGACUCAGUCUAGUUCAGCACGUUCUUGGCACCUUUUUGUUUGCAAAAGUACGACAUUUACGUGCAAACAUCAGCCACACAGUCCUCAGGCUGGACUAUGCUGUUGGUUGUUGUUUCCUUCUAAAGCUUCUGUGUCUGCGCAUGCUGCUCACUGACUGUUCACUCACUGCCGCAGCAAACACCUAGCCUAGAUCUAUUAAACUCUCUUACAAUUUGUCAGCACACAGAAGAGUUUUGAAGUUGUUUUACAUUAUUGUUGCUUGCACACUAAUAAUGCCUCUGUGCCUGUUCAUGCUGCUCAUUACCAAUGACAUUUUUAGCUAACAGACAUGAAACUUACCCUGUCUUGAGGUUUUGCCCAAAAAGCAUCAAAUUGAUCCUUUCCUCCUUUCAAUAUUAACUCUAAGUCUAACAAUGACUUUGUGCCUGCACAAAAAUGACCAAAAGACAUCUGGUCAAAUGCUAGAUUAACCAAAGUCAACUGCCAGAUGUGAUGCAUGUGUUUUUAUGGAACACGUGGAGAAAGUAACCAGUCGAGAAACUAGUGUUUGAAUCGAUGUUCUUUUUCGUUCACAUGAUGUUUGCAGUUGUGUGUGAACCAAAGCAGUUAUGUUGAAAAGAUACUAAAACACUAUGUUACAACGUUAGUAGACCUGUUCCAGUCUGUUCAUCAGGAGUCAUACGCCUUAGAUCACUGCGAUCUCUGUGCAGAUCACACUCCUAUUUAGAGGUAAAAAGAUCGUAAAUCAUCAUAGGUUCCUGAGCAAAUUUGGGGACAGCAGGUGUGAUUGACAGCCAUAUUGUCCAAUAGGAGCUUGGUUACAAAACUAUCAUGAUACUUUUUUUGUGUUGAUGUUUUCAUUUUUAAUUCUAACUAGGUUAGAAGUAAAGCCAAAAUGUCGAAGGUCAUUGACGUCAUUAUGUUGUCAUUAUGUUCAUUUCAGUCCACUCCAGUAUACAUGGAGAAUCUGUCUUUAUAUGAAGUCAAACCAAGCUCUUCUUUUUAAUUUAGCCUGACUUUAUCAUAUUUAUCAAUCCAGGUUUAGGCCUUUGAGUUUUUUCUAUUGUAAUGUGCCUUUAAUUGUUGGGCAUGUGUGAUUCUGCAUUUGUCGUUCGACAAGCGUUUACAUUGUCAAGGUUCCAGAGGGUUAUUCAGUAGAAAAGACAAUGUCGUAUAGUCACUUUCAUAGUGUGUGUUUGUGUGUGUGUGUGUGUGAGAGAGAGAGAGAGAGAGAGAUAGAGGGAAAGACAAACAUUAAUGUACAGUAUUUCCUCCAAUAAAAUCAGUCCUUUUAUGAAGAAAAA